UCCGUCUCCUCAUUCCUCGCCCUGCCCCCGACCUCUCCAGCGGCUCCAAUGGCGACCACCAUCUCCUCUCUAGCGGCCACCCACUCCCUCCACCGCCGCUGCUGCCGGAGCAGCCCCUCCUCGCCCUCGACCCCCGCACGCGUCUCAUUCCGCGCCGCGCCGCCGGCUGCCGCGGCGGCGCGGGCGAGGCGCCGGGCUGCGGUGCAGGUGCUCGCCUCCUCCGCGGUGCUGGAGGCGCCCGAGGAGCUGGCCACGCGCAAGCUCUACGUCGGGAACAUCCCCAGGACCGUCACCAACGACGAGCUCUCCGCCAUGUUCGCCGAGCACGGCACCGUCGUGCGGGCCGAGGUUAUGUAUGACAAGUACAGUGGUCGGAGCAGGCGUUUCGGGUUUGUCACGAUGAGCACGGUGGAGGAGGCCAAUGCUGCCACCGAGGCCCUGAAUGAGACUGAGGUUGGAGGUAGAAAAAUUAAAGUGAAUGUGACAGAGAGCUUCUUGCCGAACAUUGACCUGUCUGCACCAGAACCGGAGCCCGCAUUCGUUGACAGCCAGUACAAGGUUUAUGUUGGCAAUCUUGCGAAGACAGUGACGACAGAGGUGCUCAAGAACUUCUUCUCUGAAAAGGGGGAGGUCCUCAGUGCCACGGUAUCACGAGUUCCGGGGACUCCAAAGUCCAAGGGUUUUGGUUUCGUCACGUUUUCAUCGGACGAAGAAGUUGAAGCUGCCAUUUCUACUUUCAACAACACAGAAUUGGAAGGACAAACCAUCCGUGUGAAUAAAGCGUAGAAGUAGCAGAUAUUUCACACUGGAGACAAGGGGAGAAUAUCUUGGCGGCACAACCAUAGACGGAGGGAGAACUUCAAGACUAGAUUCUGUAACAAAGUUUAAAAGGCAUUCGGUGUAAUUUUGGUCUGGCACUGAACGAUAUUUUUUGUAUAAUACCAGUGUAUGGAAGAACUUUGAUUGUCAA
Messenger RNA from Lolium perenne, 970 nucleotides. Its product is annotated as small ribosomal subunit protein cS22. Gene Ontology annotation, molecular function: mRNA binding. Lineage: Eukaryota; Viridiplantae; Streptophyta; Magnoliopsida; Poales; Poaceae. Gene Ontology annotation, cellular component: chloroplast thylakoid membrane. Gene Ontology annotation, biological process: chloroplast rRNA processing. The record is from RefSeq and is a predicted model, not a curated record.